Miscanthus lutarioriparius is the source of this 651-nucleotide messenger RNA. Lineage: Eukaryota; Viridiplantae; Streptophyta; Magnoliopsida; Poales; Poaceae. The record is from the annotation of a GenBank genome assembly.
AUGGCGCCGGUGGACGGCGACGCCGCCGAGAAAUCACCAUUCCGGUGGAUAGACGCGGCACGGUACGUGGUGGCCUCCGUGGUGGCCGUGCUCAUCAUCGCCGUCAUCGUCAACGCCAUCAAGGUCGUUCUCCGGCCAGAGUCGCUCUUCUUCUCGGUCUCCGGCGGCUGCGUGCCAAUGGUGAGGAUCAACCAGUCGUCGUCGCAGCCGAUGCUGGUUCUCCAGCUAGGUCUUCGCGCGGACAACCCGGCCGGGCGCGCCCGGAUGUACUACGUCGGCAUCACCGGGUACCUCUUCGACAAGAACGUAUCGGCGGCGUCGUUGCAUCCGAGCAGCGACUGCAUCGUCUCGUUCCGUGUGAAAGACAAAGUGGUGGAGCAGAAAAAGGCGGUUGUCUCCUCAGUGAAUAUCAAAGCGAAUAGAAGAACCAUGGAAAGGUCCUACUUCGACUUGCUGUACUCCGGCAAUGGCAGCACCUUCUUCAGGGACGUCACGAUGCGGUUGGACGGCACGCUAAUCACCGAAGUACCGUCCGGCUUCAACGCGUCUUCUCGCCGGACCACGUACUACUGCCCGCAGCUUCUCGUCGGCGGGGACUCGUCGGAUGACGACGCCUUCAAGAACAGGCCGGACGUGGUUUGCAGCACCUAG